Portunus trituberculatus (swimming crab) is the source of this 3307-nucleotide messenger RNA. It is a transcript of the gene Dbp73D, whose product is annotated as ATP-dependent RNA helicase DDX51-like. The transcript is spliced from 8 exons. Gene Ontology annotation, cellular component: nucleus. Gene Ontology annotation, molecular function: ATP binding; nucleic acid binding. The record is from RefSeq and is a predicted model, not a curated record. NCBI's taxonomy places the organism in Eukaryota, Metazoa, Arthropoda, Malacostraca, Decapoda, Portunidae. Bases 212 to 2980 code for a protein of 922 amino acids.
UCUGCUCACAUUUCGCGACCCAAACAUCUCCACGUGACGUUUUGCCUGUGUCAGUGGUGUGACUAUCUACUCCUCUUGGCUCACCGCUAACCCACACAUACUGGCACCUUUCCUUUCAUCUGGGCAGCACGGGCAUUUACACAGCUGACGGGGGAAUACUGGGGUGACAGCUCCCCAAUAUACCCACACUACAGGCUAGGGAGGGAAGGUGAUGGCCCCUAUGGUUAUGUUGGGAUCCCGGGAUGCCACGCCCCGUCGAUACUGGGGCGAGGGUCAGGGGCCGACAGCAAGCCCCAGUCAGGCAUCCCUUCUUCUGGCUCGCAUCAACAGCCGUGCUCGGGAGAGGAAGGCUGGGAUGGGGCAGAGGAGGCUGAGUGUGGGGCUGGGAGAGGAGCAGGAAUUAGGAGAGGGACUGAGUACACCAAAACACACAAAUAUGGUAGUACAAAGUGUGACACCAAGGGAACAGAUAGAGGCAACACCCAAGGAUCACCCUGUUGAUGCUGCUACUCCUGUGACUAAGGCCGAGCUGAGGGUGAAUGGAGUGAGAACUGAGGAAACUUCUCCAGAUAUAGAGGCCAUGAAGAAAAAGAAGAGGAAAAAGAAAGAUUCAGAGGGUGAAGAAAGUAAAGGUGUCCUAGAAACUUCAGAAAUACCAGAAUCAGUAGGGGAAGAUGGAACUCCAAUAAUCAAGAAGAAAAAGAAGAGGAAGAAGGACAGAGAAGAAUUACAGAUGGAUGAUGAAGAAUCACAGUCUGCCAUACCUGAAACAGAAAUGGCAGAAGCAGAACUGGUAAAGAAAAAGAAAAAGAAGAGACAUAAAGAAAUUGAAAAUGGGGAAGAAAGCAUCAGUGCUGAAACAGAAAAGAGAAGUGCAAUACAGAUAAAAACAGAAAGUAAACACAAGGAACAUGUGGAAAUAAAUGGUGAGAAGGCAGAGGGCUCAAGUGAUUUCUGUGAAGACCAAAGAAAAAAGAAAAAGAGGAAUAGAAGAGAUGAAGCAAGUGAGGAAAUGGAAAGCACUCAAACACUCACCACCUUACAGCAGGAAGAAGACAUUAACUCAAGUUCACCAAGGAAGAAGAAGAAGAAAAAGGACAAGAAACAAGAACUAGAGGAAGAGAAGACUUCAGAAAAAUUAAAGAGCACUGAAGUGCCAAAAAUAGAAAUUAAACAAGAAAUAGUAGACACAUUAGAAGAAAUACAGACAGAAGGUAAGAUGAAAGAAAGCCAUAUUGACAGAGAUACAGGUGUAAAUGAAAAGGUAGAAGGAAAGGAUAACCAAAAGGCUGUGGUGGGUAAAAGGAAGAAGUGGAAGAAAGAGAAGAAAAUGAAAGAUAAACUCAACACUACAGAAGUUGAAGGCUUCACUCUCUUGACAGAAGUAGAAGAAACUAAAAAAAAGAAGGUUCAGCGCACCUUACCACACUGGCUGGCAAAACCCACAUUGAUUAGCCGAGACUUGGUGGCUGGCAGUACUCCCUUGGACUCCUUCUGUGGCCUUGAUGCAUGCCUGGUGGAGGAACUCAAAUUUCAGAAGGUCCAACAGCUGUUUCCGGUGCAGAAGGUUGUUAUUCCUGAGAUCCUGGCUAGCGCUGGACCUUUAUCGUGCAGAUAUCGACCAAGAGACUUGUGUGUGGCAGCUCCCACUGGCAGCGGCAAGACCCUGGCCUACGUGCUGCCUCUCGUCCAGACCCUCAAGAGCCGCACCGUGCCCAGAAUACGUGUCCUCGUCCUCCUCCCAGUGCAGGAACUGGUCAAUCAGGUGUACAACGUUUUCUGUACGUACUGCAAGGGAACCCCACUGCAUGUCGGCAAGGCAGUGGGCCUCACUGCCAUGUCAAAGGAACAGGCAAACCUUGUAGAGAACCACCUUGGCUGCUACCACUCCCUGGUUGACAUUCUGGUGGCUACGCCCGGCAGGCUGGCAGACCACCUCAGGAUGACACAGGGACUGGAUCUCUCUGCACUAAGGUACUUGGUGCUGGAUGAGGCUGACCGCAUGCUGGCAGCUGAGGGCGGGGACUGGAUGCACCACAUUGAGCGGGCCAUUGUGGACCACCGGGCCAGGCAAGAAAACCAGCUGCUGCUCCAGCCACCACUUCAGCGUUUGUUAUUUUCAGCCACGCUGUCCAGUGACCCUGAGCAUCUGCAGCACGUCGCCCUCCACCACCCAAAGCUGUACACUGUGGCUGCUUCUGCUGCAGGUGAAGCAGAUCGGGACAAGUCGACGGCAGUGGUGACGGGCCAGUUCGUCAGACCUGCUGAGCUGAGGGAAGAGUUUGUGGUGGUGGAGGAAGAGGUGAAGCCAUUGGCCCUCCACCACCUACUGGUGUCCGGGAAAGGGCGGCACAGAGUUCUUGUGUUCACCAACUCUAUUAAGGCCACACACAAUCUGGCACUCCUCCUGGCUGCCCUCUCAGAAGGCAGUGGAAGAGUGGUGGCAGAAUUCUCCAGCAAGAGCAGGAAGAGGCACCAGGUCCUUUCACAGUUCAGAGAAGGAAAGAUUCAUGUGUUGGUGUCCAGCGAUGCCAUGGCACGAGGGGUGGACAUACCUGACAUUGACCACGUGGUGUGCUAUGAUGUCACUGUUGCCUCCACUUACGUCCACCGCAUUGGCCGCACAGCCAGGGCCGGUCGGCCUGGCACUGCCCUCUCCCUCGUCACCAAACCCAUGCUUAGAGAGUUUCGUAGGGCACUGUCUGAUGAGGGCAAGGGUGCAUCACAACUUACUCUCUCCCAUGAGGAGUUGGAGCCUUAUGAGCAGCAGUACAUUGAUGCCCUGGCAACCCUCAAGAAGAUGUUGGAGGAAGAGGAGCGAGAAAAGCACCAGAAACAGAUUCAUAUUGGCAAAAGGAAGCAGCUAAAUAGGAGGCAGAGGGUGAGGAAGCAGAAGAAACAAAAGUUGGCGGACAAAAGAAGGGGCAUGAGGAAGUUCACUGUAAAUGCAAAUAAUUUACGGCAUCACAAUGAAUAUUAGAUGCUUACAAAAUGUUGGGUAUCAUGUGCAGCGAAGGAGUGAAGUUUUUUUUUAUGUGAGGAAGACACUGCAGGUUCCCUAAAAGAUUUUAAAGGAUUUAAAGGAUAGGGACAAAUGUCUCUAUGCAACAAUUUAGGAGUUAACCUACCUUGUGGCCACUGUGAAUGGAUGUGGUCUGGUGCAAGCAAGUAGUACAAGUUGUUGCUGUUUUUAAUUGGGUCAGUCAUGGUGAUGGUGGCUGUCUUGCACUGUCAUCCAUGUCAGGAUUAAGUGAACUGUGAUUGUUAUUUUCAUUUGAUCAUCAAAUAGAUUGUAUAUGCCUUUUAA